This is a messenger RNA of Daucus carota subsp. sativus, 2325 nucleotides long. RefSeq lists its product as uncharacterized. The transcript is spliced from 9 exons. Gene Ontology annotation, biological process: maturation of LSU-rRNA; maturation of 5.8S rRNA. The record is from RefSeq and is a predicted model, not a curated record. The coding region runs from base 54 to 1955 and encodes 633 amino acids. Gene Ontology annotation, cellular component: preribosome, large subunit precursor; Las1 complex. NCBI's taxonomy places the organism in Eukaryota, Viridiplantae, Streptophyta, Magnoliopsida, Apiales, Apiaceae. Gene Ontology annotation, molecular function: endonuclease activity.
GCCUAUUAACCCAAAGCUAAAGCCCUAAACCCUGUCGUCCGGUGAAUUGUCCCAUGUCAAUGGAGUCAUUUCUAGGGUUUGCUGUACCAAUCUCCGACGACGCCGUUCCAUUCCCCAGCGACGAUUCAUUUUCCGGUUACAAGCUAGUCCCGUGGAUAAGCUGGGACGACUGGCGCUUCGUCAAAGACGGUCUCUUCUCUUCGUCUCCCCAUUCAAUCGCUUCAUCUCUCCGAAGAGUGUCUGCGUGGCGAAGCAGGGGGUGCGUUCCGGUUGUAGUUGAAGUUACGGCUUCGAUUAUCGAGAUUCAGCAGAAAGAUCCUUUCUUUCGUGAUGAUGUUUCCGAGAACUUGUUGCAUUCGGAUGAGAUGUUGUCUAUGUUAUAUAGCAUGGCAAUUAUGAGACUUGUGAAUGGUGUUGUGGAAAAGACACGCAAGAAGAAUGAGGUUUCAAUUGGGGAAGCAGCAGAGGUACUUGACAUUCCACGUAUGCUAAUUGAUGUUCGUCAUGAGUGUUCACAUCGUGAUCUGCCAUCUCUUCGGCUUGUCCGACUUGCUUCUCUUAAGGCACUCGACUGGUUGAAGUCUUAUUACUGGGACCCUCAGACAAUAGCUAUUCCGAGCAAUCAAACUGUUAACGUUAAAAAGGAGAUUAAGUCUGUAUUGCGUGAAUUACUUCUCUCGUGUAAUGUCAAGCAAUCUCCUGGGUCAAAUUCUACGAUGGACAAAGAAAAACGUGUUAAAAAUUCUAAAAUCCUUUUUGGCCGUAACAAGGUUCUCUCACUUAAGGCUCACAAGGUUUCUUUCAAGCCUGCAGGUCCUAAGAAACAAAUCAACAAAAUCUUGAAAAGCUUUUCGCGGUUGUACUCUUCUUACUCUCCUGAAGUAGUAUCUGUCCUCUUGAGGUUGCUGCUGAAGGCAUCAGAUUCUGUAGAUAUGGUAAUGCGUGUAAAGAAUCCUCUUAGCCACUCUGCUAGCAGUUUGCAGACUGCGUUGGAUGAUUGGAAGCCUGUCAUCAUAAAAUUGUUAAACAGAGAGCCAGAGUUGCUUGUGACCCUUCUCAGAGGAAUUCUUGAUAUGAUCGAGACUCUAGAGUCAGGGAAUUAUGAUAUUGAAGCAGAACAUUUUAGGUCAGUAGAAGCUGUCUCUGAGAUUGAACAGCUAUGUAAACUUUUUGAGUGGCUGGUGAUCAGUUGUAAAGGAUUAAAGGUCGUGGUGGACAAGGAGAGUGCAGUUAAAACUAGUUCAUCUACAGAUCUGGUUGUUUCAAAUACAACAUUAGUGGAAUAUCUACGUAGAUGUCUAAAGUUAUGUCCUGGCAACAAUCAAUUAAUGAAGUCAGCCCUGAUUAUUGCACAUAUGACUGGGAAUAGCAAUCUUACUCAGAAACUUAAGAAACUUUCUUCAAUAAAUAAUUUGACUUUACAAGAUGAAAAUGAAAUUAUGCCCUCCGUCAGUUCUGAAAGAUACCUCUCCCAGCAAGAGGAUCAUCUCCAGAAAGCAGCAGAGAAGCUAGAGGGUUUCAAGCAGCGGCAUGUGAAGAACGUUAAUGCAAAUGCGACAGAUGAACAUGUUGGGAGUAGAAGUGUAUGGGUGGUGGCAAAAUCUUGGAAACCAUGUUCCAUCGGUAUGUUGCCUUGUGCUAUUGGUUCUUCUGCUCAUCUUCCUGUUCUUGACGGUGAUCAUCACUGUGAAGAAGCUAAAACCUUAUCUGCAAUCAAGGAGCUCCCAGAGUUGAAUCAUUGUGUUGGUAAAAGAGAAGCAGAUUGUAGUGUUGAAAAUCUGGACAUUACAUGUCACAAAAAAGUGAGAGGGAGCAAUGCAGGUCUAGAAUCAGAAGACACAGAAAACCAAUCAUUAGAAGGUGAAUACGGUCAUCUGAUGUUGGGUGGAGUGUGGAAGAAAGUUCAGGAAGACGAGAUACUUGACAUUGCAUCAGACAUCAGGAUUUUGAUCUAGUGACUAAAACCUUACAGGCUUACAUUCAGCUAAUUGGACAUUGUGCUGCUUGCUUUCUCUUUGCUGAAAACAUUAGUGGCUGGCCACCAUAGAUUUCAUUGUUGCUGUUUGAUUGCCUGGUUUCAAGCGGAAUUGUCAGAGUUCGAAUGCUGCAGUCUCAGGGAAUCGCCACUGCAGAAACUCUUAGAGCUUUUGGUAAGAAGUAUGCAUUUGUUUGCUAUGUUUCCUGUCUGUUAUCUCUUAAAAUUUUGCAAUUAUUUAAAAUUUAUGUACAAUUUUCAUUUACUUUACUAAAGAAGCCAAGUACAAGACCUGAGAUAUUCUUUAAAAAGUGAACCAAUGAAUAUUGAUUACAUGAGCAGGCGAGUUC